Saccostrea cuccullata (small rock oyster) is the source of this 492-nucleotide messenger RNA. RefSeq names its product complement C1q-like protein 2. Gene Ontology annotation, molecular function: protein binding. Bases 1 to 492 code for a protein of 163 amino acids. The record is from RefSeq and is a predicted model, not a curated record. NCBI's taxonomy places the organism in Eukaryota, Metazoa, Mollusca, Bivalvia, Ostreida, Ostreidae. The transcript has 2 exons.
AUGUAUGGAGGUACAGAGUUGAUAAUAGAUAAGAACACCUUUCUAGUGGUCAUAGGUGUGUUUAUAAAAGUAGCCUUCACCGCAGGAAUAACGUCCUCCGACUCUUCAUGGAGCGGAAGUAAACUGGUUUUCCCCAAGAUAAUAUUUAAUACAGGAGGUGGUUACAACCCCACUACAGGGAUGUUCACGGCCCCCGUGGACGGGCACUACGUCUUCUUCGUCAGUGUACAGAGUUAUGGUACAAGUUAUAUAAAGAUGGAAAUUGUAUUGAAUGGAGAAUCCAAGGUCAAAACAAUGGCACACGACACUAAUGAUAAGGAUUAUUACGAGACAGGGGUUAACCUGGUUGUGUUAAGGCUAAAUCAGGGAGACAAAGUGUGGGUCAAACAUUAUUUAGGCACUGGAUACUAUUCCAACCCUAUACCUAUCACCACCUUCUCUGGAUUCCUUAACAAUCAGGAAAAUAUGAGGACAAUGGGCCUAAUGGCAUAG